AUGAUUAGUUUAAAUAACGAUAUGUUUUAUCACAUCAAUACAACUGAUCCCACAAAUGGACAGAUUGUCAGACAAUUGUGGAAAAUAAAUGAGACUAUUAUUAGAGACCCAAACGAACCAUACGUUAUGCCGAACUACAAAACUGCCCACAAGUCUUCAAAUAUACUCCACUAUAUGGCAACCAACAUGUAUUGGGAAAUCGAUUCACAAAUAGCGGCCGUUUUGCUGGACAUCGACAACACAUACGAGUCGUGUUUUGCCGGCAAUAUUACGGAUAAACCGUUUUGCGAUCAAAUAACUGACACAAGAAACGACCCCUUUCUGGAGUUUGUAUGCAUUUAUUCAACAUUCACACAAUUUCCCGGCAUUAACACUACACAACCCGUUUAUGGCCUAAAAAUCAUUCAAUACGAUUGGAUGACAAAUGAAAUCUUUUACAACACAAGUCUAGAGUUCCCACAACUGAUGCAAAUGUGUAGUAAUGCAUAUUAUGGGCCGCUAAAAGAGGCGCAAAAUUCUGGAAAUUUGCCCACAAAUGCGAUUUUACUACCAAUUAGUGGUUAUCUUCGUAUGAAAUACAAUGCAUUCGUGAAGAAUAUUAACGUAAAUGAAAGUGGAGUCGACGUCAUAGAAGUGGAGUACGAGAGGACUGUAAUUAUAUUUGAGAAGUCGGUGACCGAAAACGUAAUCGUCUCGUCCGACACGUCAAACACGUCACACAUUUUCACCGAUUUGAAGACAAUUCACCACAUCAUCCGUUUGCAAGAAGUCAAUCGUUUGAUCGCAAUCCCAAUGAAAGCCGGUAUUAAUACGAGUGUAUCGGAAGGUUUUUACGAAAAGAAGCCCUCCAAAUAUGCCUUUCGCGCAUCCAAAUUACAACUCAAACAUGUUUUCCGAUGUCUUGAAGAAGCCUUACCUUUCGAUCCACACGUGUUUUGUUCGGCGAAACAAAAUCUCGGAUUUGACUCUUAUUUCCAAAAAGAUGGAAACUUUUGGCGAAUGAAUUCAAUGGGAUUCACACGACAAUCAAAUCCCAAUUUAACAGACGAUUCACUGAUAAAUUUGAGUUUUGAAUCUCAUUUCACGGAUUUGUUAGAAAGGGAUGGCUUUGACACAUAUCAACCCAUUCAUGGCUUUACAUACAAACCACUCUAUAGUCACGAGUGCUCGUCAUUUGACACAACUUGUAAUUCAUUUAUCCAGGGCUCACCAUUUCAUUAUCGUCUCUGCAUUUAUGGGUUUAAACAGUCACGAAAUGAAUUCGGAGUUCACCCACACAUUAAGUCCUAUCGAUACUCAGCAACUGAUAUUCAUCCCAAACAAGAGGACGAUAUGUGUUCGGCAGUGUUUAAGCUCACUGUCGACAAAGACUAUACCGUUGUGUCCGCGGUGUCCAACCCGUCCUCCGCAGUGAAUGAUGUCUCUUCAGAGAAAUUAAAAAACCUGUUCCCGUGUCCGCACAAACAUACAUAUCCUGUGGUCAGUAAUCGAAGAAAAGACACGAGAGAACGUGUCGUCGGAUAUACAGUGGACUACGAUUUUGCCACAAAAGGAGAAACGGAUCGGAAACACAUGAAGUGGUAUUUCACGGCAAAUAGCUCUAUUGCCAUUACAUUGGGUUCGGUGUCAACGAUAAUACUUAGCAAUCAGUCGAUCACAGUUAUCGGCGCUUCCUAUUGGAAGUCUCAGUCAUACAUGUAUUGGCUCACAAACUCAGUAGACAUUCAGGCCUUCUAUUAUGUCUCAGACACCAAAUGGAGAUUUUUGUUUCCUUUUGAGCAUAACUUCGAUAUUAAGUAUUGGAACGAAAGGACAGCACUGAGAGGCAAUUAUAUCUCAAUGUUAUGCCACACAUCGUCCGCAAGCAUUGAAUCCCAGGGACCUACAAUUUAUACCUUUAUAUUUAUAAUUCUGGCACUUAUUCUCAUUAUUGUCUCUAUAAUCGUCGCAUAUCUGGCCUACCGUUUCGAUCAACAAACAAAACAAACCGAUAAUACGGACAAAACCAAAGCCAAAUAA
Medioppia subpectinata is the source of this 2019-nucleotide messenger RNA. Lineage: Eukaryota; Metazoa; Arthropoda; Arachnida; Sarcoptiformes; Oppiidae. The record is from the annotation of a GenBank genome assembly.